Molecule: messenger RNA, 684 nt
Organism: Talaromyces atroroseus
Lineage: Eukaryota; Fungi; Ascomycota; Eurotiomycetes; Eurotiales; Trichocomaceae
Exons: 1
Coding region: 1-684 (227 amino acids)
Source: RefSeq, a predicted model, not a curated record
AUGGCUCCUAUACGUUUUGGUAUUCCCCUCUACCCAUAUCAGGCCCUCGACGUUAUUGGGCCUCUCGAUAUCCUCGCUGGUAUCUCCAAAAACUUGCUGCAGCAAGUCGCAAAUGCAGGCCUGGCACCUGCAGGUCAGGAAGAACUCGGCGUUGAUAUUGAAUUUUACCAUAUCCGCGACCCUAGCACCAUAGCCACAUCGGCUCAAACAGAUCUGGAACUCGAAAAUUACCACGUGUCAGCCACAACUACGUGUGACGAGUGCCCUCCGCUGGACUAUCUGCUCUUCGGCGGCCCUAUGCCCACCUAUAGGCUGUCUGACAAGAUGACUUCUUUCAUCAAGGAGCGGCUUGCAAAGAACGAGAUAAAAACCAUAUUUACGACUUGCACUGGAUCCGCGGUACUUGCGCAAACAGGUCUUUUGGACGGAAAACGCGCAGCCGUCAACCUAGGCUUUUAUCCCUUCGUACGGAAAUUGUACCCGGCUGUGAAUUGGCUUGGACCAGACGAGGAUAUCAACUGGAUAGUGGAUGGCGAUAUUUGGACCGCAAACUCAGCAUGUGCAGGAAUGGACAUGUUUGCGGAUUGGGUGAUUCAGCAGUACGGCGUGGAGCUUGCCAAAAGCAGUUUUGAAGGCCUGGGAUUCGCUCCUCGGGGAGUUGAUGGCAAAUUUCGUUCAUUGUGA